AUAGCUAUUUCCUCUUCCGGGUUGUUUGAUAACAACGUAGUGUGAACGUAUAAAGCCGCGCGACUAAAUUCAAAGUUAUCGAGAAAACUUCGUGCUAAACUGUGUGUCAAACGCCUGAAAGCGGAUUCUGACCGUUUUUACGGCCCCUCUGGGUGUCUUCAUUCCCGAUAACGGAACUAGGAAGAUUUUACGAGAGGAUGUCUCUUCCCAAACGGGAUGUGGAGGAGAUAAGGCCGUGGGUGGAGCGCACCGUGAAGAAGGUGCUUGGCUUCUCUGAACCAACUGUGGUCACUGUCGCGCUGCAGUGUGUCGGGAAGGGGCUGGAUAAAAGGAAAACAACAGACCAACUUCACCCUUUCCUAAACGAAUCGGCUGGAAGUUUUGUCGAGCGUCUUUUUGAAGCGCUGGAGGAGACCCGCGGUUCCCGUGGCAACAAAGGAAGUGGGGAAAAGACUCGCAAGAGAGAAAUAAAGGAGGUGUUUAGUGAUGAGACGGAAACGGGUGGUGGGAAAAAUGCCACGCCCAUCGCUGACGGUACGGUCACCAAACGCAAACGGGUACCUCGCUUUCAGGAGGUGGAAGAGCCUGAGGUCACUCCGGCACCGCCGUCGGACAGUCCAGGAAUGCUCAGCAAAAUGCAGAUCAAACAGAUGAUGGAGGAAGCCACAAAACAGAUAGAACAGCGCAGAAAACAACUAAACAUUCCAUCUCCUGCUCAGGCACAAAUGGAUUCCCCCAUGUCCCGCCUUCUUAGCCACGCUGGUAUGGGCGGGUCCAUCAUGCCCUCUCAGGCCGCCAGCUUCAUGAACGACGCUAUCGAGAAGGCUCGCAAGGUGGCUGAAGAACAGGCGCGCCUCCAGUCACAGAUGUCGGUGAAGCCCAACAUUCUCAGUGCGUUGGGAAACUCCAUACCUCAUAACUUUGUCGCACUGGCCAAUCUUCACGCCAUGGGAAUCGCCCCACCGAGAGUGGAAGUGAAAGAAGUGAAUAAGCCAACGCCACUUAUUCUGGAUGACAAGGGUAGGACAGUGGACGCCACAGGCAAAGAGAUUGAGCUCACACACCGCAUGCCCACCCUCAAAGCUAACAUUCGGGCGGUAAAGAGGGAGCAGUUCCGUCAGCAACUCAAAGAAAAGCCCGGUGAGGACCUAGAGUCCACAUCAUACUUUGACAAUCGUGUAACUGUACUUGCACCUCAGCGGGCUCGCAAGACCUUCAAGUUCCAUGAGCAGGGUCGAUUUGAGAAGAUCGCUCAGAGAAUUCGAACAAAGGCCCAGUUAGAGAGGUUACAGAAUGAGAUUUCCCAGGCUGCCAAGAAGACCGGAAUCCACGCCUCCACCAAGCUGGCUCUGAUCGCCCCAAGAAAAGACAUCGGGGACAGUGAGGUGCCAAACAUCGAGUGGUGGGACUCCUUCAUCUUACCUACCAACAUAGUGAUAAAACCAGAAACCAAUCUUGAUGAGAUAGUGCUUUUUGGAGUUACCAAUUUGGUGGAACAUCCUGCCCAGAUUAGCCCUCCAGUUGACAAAGACAAGCCAGUCACACUGGGUGUGUACUUGACCAAGAAAGAACAGAAGAAACUGAGAAGACAAACUCGACGCGAAGGCCAGAAAGAAGUACAGGAAAAGGUCCGUCUCGGACUGAUGCCCCCACCGGAGCCCAAAGUUCGUAUCUCCAACCUGAUGAGAGUGUUGGGGACUGAGGCGGUUCAAGACCCCACGAAGGUGGAAGCCCAUGUCAGAGCCCAGAUGGCCAAGCGACAAAAAGCCCACGAGGAAGCCAAUGCUGCACGAAAGCUCACAGCAGAGCAGCGCAAAGAAAAGAAGGUGAAGAAGUUGAAAGAAGAUCUCAGCACUGGGGUUCACAUUACAGUAUACAGGAUUCGUAACCUACAAAAUCCUGCAAAAAAGUUCAAAGUGGAAGCCAAUGCCAACCAGCUCUACCUGACUGGCACUGUCGUUUUGCAUAAAGAUGUCAACUUGGUCGUUGUGGAAGGAGGCCCCAAAUCCCAGAAGAAAUUUAAGAAGCUCAUGAUGCACAGAAUCAAAUGGGAAGAGCAUAACUCUAAGAGAGAUGAUCCAGAUGGCGAUGACGACACAAGGAGGAACAACAAGUGCUGGUUGAUUUGGGAGGGUACAGCUAAAGACCGCUCCUUUGGGGACAUUAAGUUCAAGCAAUGCCCCACAGAGAACAUGGCCAGGGAACAUUUCAAGAAGCACGGCACGGAACACUACUGGGAUCUGGCUCUUAGUAAGAGUGUUCUGGACAGUGCGGAUGACUGAAGAUUUUGACAGGAGAACACAAGCGCUUUAGUCAAAUACCUCACAACAACCCUUCCUAACCCUCCCUUCCAAAAAGCACCAGAACUUAUUGGCUGGCUUCUCGUGACGAUGGACUGGUUGACUUGAACUCGUGUUGAAUAUAAACUAUUGUGCAAGGACACGUGACAAGUUGGGCUUCUAAGGAAAGGAUGAUCAAUAAAGCCUUUUUGGAACAUGUGGCAAAUCGUGCAUGAAUGCGUGUGUGUGUGUGCGCAUGUGUGCGUGUUUCUUUUAGGAUGUUGUGUAAGAUAAAUUACACUGUGAUACAAAUCACUCGGCCACAUAUUCUGUUAUAAUAGACCACUGAAGUGUAUUCUGAGUCAAUUGUCAAUAAAUGCCUGUCCCUUCAGUGAAUGUUGUUUUU
Molecule: messenger RNA, 2685 nt
Organism: Corythoichthys intestinalis (scribbled pipefish)
Lineage: Eukaryota; Metazoa; Chordata; Actinopteri; Syngnathiformes; Syngnathidae
Gene: prpf3
Product: PRP3 pre-mRNA processing factor 3 homolog (yeast)
Exons: 17
Coding region: 198-2282 (694 amino acids)
Biological process (GO): mRNA splicing, via spliceosome
Cellular component (GO): U4/U6 x U5 tri-snRNP complex
Source: RefSeq, a predicted model, not a curated record